Epithele typhae is the source of this 1041-nucleotide messenger RNA. RefSeq names its product aldo/keto reductase. Gene Ontology annotation, cellular component: cytoplasm. Lineage: Eukaryota; Fungi; Basidiomycota; Agaricomycetes; Polyporales; Epitheliaceae. The coding region runs from base 1 to 1041 and encodes 346 amino acids. The transcript is spliced from 9 exons. The record is from RefSeq and is a predicted model, not a curated record.
AUGUCUCUCGAAAACACAAUCAAGGUCGGAGUUGGUCACUCUGCCGCUACUGUGGGCAGGAUUGGUCACGGUCUCAUGAUGAUGACGUGGCGCGACCCGAACUUUCCCAUCGCCGACGAGGACGCGUUUGCGGCAAUCAAAGCCGGGAUCGACGCCCUCCCUCCCGGCGCAAAGAUGAUGCUCAACAGCGGCGAUUCCUACAGCAACGAUGGUGGCCCGGCGAACAUACGCCUGCUCAGCCGCUUUUUUGCCAAGUACCCCUCGUACGCAGACAGGACCUUUCUCUCCGUCAAGGGCGGCGCCAAGCCGUACACGCACAUCCCCGACCUGUCGUCGGAGAACCUACGCCGGAGCGCGACGACCGUGAACGCCGAGCUCGGCGGCGUCAAGAAGAUGGACCUGUUCCAGUUCGGACGCGUUCCGCGCGCGGAGAGCGGGAUCUCGCUCGAGGACGCGCUCGGCACACUCGCGCAGCUGAGGGACGAGGGCCACUUCGCGCACAUCGGGAUGUCGGAGUGCAACGCGGCGACGCUCCGCAGGGCGCACGCGAUCACCCCGAUCAGCGUGGUGGAAAUCGAGGUGAGCUUAUGGUCGUGGGAGGAGGAGACGAGGAAGGUGAUCGCGGCGGCGAGGGAGCUGGGCAUCGCGGUCGCGGCGUACUCUCCCCUCGGACGCGGCUACCUCACAGGCACCCUCAAGAGUCCGAAGGACCUUAACCCCGGGGACGUGCGACACCUGCUCGAUCGCUUCCGCGAAGACGAGAUGCAGCACAACUUCCGCCUCGUCGAGUCGGUCAAAGGUAUCGCAGAGAAGAAGGGGGCCACUCCCGCACAACUCGCUCUCGCGUGGGUGCUGUCGCGGGGAGAUCACAUCGUCCCGAUCCCCGGGUCCUCGAGUAAGACGCGAAACCUCGAGAACCUCGCCGCGGCUACUAUCGACCUGACGGCGGAGGAUCUGGCGGAGAUAGAUCGAGUGUUGGCCGAGAUCCCAAUCAAGGGCGGUCAGUACAAUGACGCGUGGAACACGUCUUUAUGGGGAUGA